UAGCGUGUGUAUCGUGCAAUGUGGCGAUGUUUGUGUCAUGUGGACUCUGAAAUGGUUUUAUAAAUUUUACGUUGAACGUUACUGAUAAUCGUGGUGUUCACGGUGUGCAAGAGCCAAACAUUGAAUUCUGUAGUAGCCGCCGUGUAUAAAGUUCAUGCAUUGUGCUUCAUUGAUGGAUUCAAUUGCAUUGCAAUGCGAAAAAAAUCAUACGACAAAAAUAAUAUCGAUCGUUCCAUUAAGAGAUACAUUUGCAUACCAAUUUAAAUAAUUAAUUUGCACAAUUUUACCGAAUCGCAAUCGGAUUGAACUUGAAAAAGUGGAAUAUUUAGCCAAAUAAAAAGAAAGCGAAAAUCAGUGUAUUAUUUGCAGUGAAAAUUCAAACUCAAAAACAAACACAAUUUAAUAUUGAUAGAACUACCCUUUAGCCAAUUAAUUAUUGAGCCGAAUUGAUUUAUGGCAUUAAUUGAAAUAGAUUUUGAAAUUUUUUUGUGAUCUCCAUCCAUUGUUGAAGUGAACAUUUUCCCAUCAGUAGAUUUUUUUUGAGAAAAAAGUGAAAAAAUCCAUCAACAAUCCACAAAAAUUCGAGAUUGCCAUCAAGGGAUUAUCAAUUUCAAAUGCAGACGACGUUGCGGCAAGGGGCGCAAUUGGGCUCUAUUUAAUGGACGUUCAUACGAUUUUUUAUGAUGUGCAAAGUGCAUAGAAAUCAGUUUGCAACACAACGGCCACAAUGGAUAUGACAAGGAUGCCAUCAAUAUUUCGUGAAAAAUAUGCCAUGAAAUUACACGUUCGGUAUUUGAGCCGGCGAAGGAGCCAACAUUACACCAUAUCGAUGCUAUUUCAACACAUUAUUGGACUUGUUUUUAUAGUGAUAAUUGUAAUGUCAGCCGAUGUUUAUGCGGCAGCCGCUUCAUCGUUUGAACCAGACUUUGUAUUCCCGCUGGAAAAUGUAACAGUCGCACAAGGCCGUGACGCCACAUUUACAUGUGUUGUCAACAAUUUAGGCGGUUACCGGGUGAGUGGAGAUGGUGCGCAAGCUAGGGUGGCUUGGAUAAAGGCUGAUGCAAAAGCAAUUUUGGCAAUACACGAGCACGUCAUCACGAACAGCGAUCGCUUGUCUGUCACUCACAAUGAUUUCAACACAUGGACACUGGUGAUUCGAAAUGUUCGAAUGGAAGAUCGCGGCCAAUAUAUGUGUCAGGUGAACACUGACCCAAUGAAAAUGCAGACUGCAUUUUUGGAGGUUGUUAUUCCGCCAGAUAUUGUUUAUGAAGAAACCUCGGGCGAUAUGAUGGUUCCGGAGGGCAGUUCCGCCAAAUUAGUGUGCAAAGCACGGGGGUUUCCAAAGCCAAAAAUCACAUGGCGUCGCGAAGAUGGACGAGAGAUCAUUGCCCGAAAUGGUCCGCAUGGCAAAAGCAAAGCGCUGUCAGUCGAAGGUGAAAUGCUUUGGCUCACCAAAAUCACCCGAUCAGAAAUGGGAAUCUAUCUGUGUAUCGCUUCUAAUCAGGUUCCUCCUUCGGUUAGCAAACGGAUGAAAUUGCAAAUACAUUUUCAUCCGUUGAUACAAGUUCCAAAUAUGCUGGUUGGGGCGCCGCUUGGGGUGGAUAUCACAUUGGUUUGUAACGUUGAAGCCUCACCAAAAGCUAUAAAUUAUUGGCAAAAAGAAAACGGCGAAAUGAUAAUACCAAAUGACCGUUAUGUGAUGCACGAAACGGAGAGCUCCAUGUACGCCAUACAGAUGACACUUACCAUAAAACACUUACAGAAGCCCGAUUUCGGUGGCUACCGUUGCAUAUCAAAAAACAGUAUAGGAGGCAUCGAAGCCACAAUCAGAUUGUAUGAAAUGGAAUUGACAAAGAAAACCAAGCAUCAAAGACUCAAUAUAGACGACGAUGGAAAUAAUUUACCCAAUGAUGAUUCGAAUGAGGAUGGUAUUAUAAAUAAAAAUGGGCGACUGUAUAAAGUGCAGCACGGCGAAAAUGAUGAUGACGAUAUCAACGAUGUGAACAGCAGUGCAUCCACUUUAAACAUUCAUCAACGGCAAGAGCAUCGGACAAUGAUGGCAAAAAGCACACCAAACUCAAUAUUACUUUCAAGUAUCAUUUUGUUAUUUGCACUCGACUUUUUGUUGUUACCUGUUUUAAGUAUCUACAAACAGCGAAUGAUACGACGACUAUUCCGCCGAUUCUCACUGUUAUAGUUACCUCAUUCGGCACACAAUCAAACCAUUUAGCUCAUCUCUUUUUUUGUUGGUUUUCGAAGCAAUUUUUGUUUUGUUUGUUCAACUUUCGCAUAUUCUCUCAUUUGAUGGAACAUUUUCGAUUUUUCACUACGGAUAUCGCAUUGUUUGUGUUUUGCAAAAAAAAAAUGGAAUAUGUAUAGCAAAUUCAUAUCGAUAAAGUGUGUAUCAUAAAAUCCUAAAUAUUGAAUUUCCAUUAGAUUGCAUUGAAAAUCGGAAUGGCUAUAAAAUUAAAUUAUUCCACAACAGAGAGAAAUUGAAUCGAGGUCAAAUGCUCGAAUUGCCAAAGUACAGAUUUAUGGAUCAAUUCGGCAAUGGAACGUGAAUUUUUUUAUUCUGUUGCUAUGCUGCAACUUCUCUCGUUCUCUCUCUCAAAUAGGCCAAGUGAGAUGAUUUGAUUACGUUAAUUUCUCAUUCAGGACAUAUCAAUGUUAUAACGAUUUGAAAUCAAUCAUUCGAACAUUAUGUUUUACUUUAAACAAAAUCGCUCAUUUCAAUCGAACAAUUGAUUGGUUUGAGACGAACGAAGAAAAAAGAACAUUUGCAAAAUCAUUUUAUUAAAAAGACAAAAAAGUGCCAAAUCGUAAACAAACCAGUUGUACGACAUUUUCCAUAAAUCGUUUAAAAACCUAUCCAGCUAAUUUUCGACUGAUGCGUUGCUGCUCAAAAACGAAAAUCUUGUUACAUACACGCUCCUCUUGCCAUCACCGGAACGAUAGUAUUUCAUCGGAUGCCGCGUUUAUAAUACACGCAGGUUGUACCGAGGAAAAUAUCAAAUUGAGUAGUUAAUUGGGGGCUCAAUAUUUCAUAGAUUAAUCGUAAUUACGUUAUUUCUAUAUAAGUGGAAAACAAAUGGAAAUGGAAUAGAAUAAAUCAGUUAUGCAAUAUAAAAUAUUGUAUUAAUUCCAGACACAGACAAAAAAUAACGGGCGCGAUCAAAUCGUGUCCACCGUUUAUAAUAUAUUGAAACACUGUAUGGCAUUAUUAUAUAGAACAAUUAAAUGAAGUGUAAGAAUUAAAUAAAAAAGAAAUAAAUAAGAGAAGAUGUGUCUAAGAAAAAUAUGAUAGAAACUAAUCGUUGUGCUGGAUACGCAAGAGCUAUAGGAGAAGAUGAAAUAUUCAUAUCGAAUGGAGUGGUUCGAUUGACAAAGGAACCAACGGCUCUUGGGAAUAUCUCAGUAUUUUAUGGUUUACUGCGUCUCUUUCAUCUAGAAAUUCUGAGUGCUUUGAACCAUUUCUAAUUCCGUAAUUUACUGACUAUUCCUCGUGGUCAUCGAUAUGAAAAUUAGAACGAAAAAAAAUGUCACAAUCGGAUCACUCUAGUAAUGAUAUAAACAACGUAUCAUGUAAUAAUAAUUCGAUAAAAUUAUACGACAUAAAAUUACAUGAAUCAAAAUUAUGAAAAUUCACAAACACACUCAGUUGAGUUGGACUUUGCUGAACUGCAUAAUAUCAAUGUGCAUUUUCGAAAGAACGCAUCAAUAAAUCUGUACCAAAAAAAUGGGAAUAAAGUACCAACCUUAAC
This is a messenger RNA of Sitodiplosis mosellana (orange wheat blossom midge), 3761 nucleotides long. It is a transcript of the gene DIP-beta, whose product is annotated as opioid-binding protein/cell adhesion molecule. Gene Ontology annotation, cellular component: neuron projection. Bases 728 to 2197 code for a protein of 489 amino acids. Lineage: Eukaryota; Metazoa; Arthropoda; Insecta; Diptera; Cecidomyiidae. The record is from RefSeq and is a predicted model, not a curated record. The transcript has 14 exons.